This is a messenger RNA of Penicillium chermesinum, 1806 nucleotides long. It is a transcript of the gene mirD, whose product is annotated as putative MFS siderophore iron transporter. The record is from RefSeq and is a predicted model, not a curated record. The transcript is spliced from 4 exons. NCBI's taxonomy places the organism in Eukaryota, Fungi, Ascomycota, Eurotiomycetes, Eurotiales, Aspergillaceae. Gene Ontology annotation, molecular function: transmembrane transporter activity. Bases 1 to 1806 code for a protein of 601 amino acids. Gene Ontology annotation, biological process: transmembrane transport.
AUGGCAGUGGCUUCUAAGAUCCGCUCUGCCUUUCGUCGCCAGAAUACCGAUGAGUCUGCCACCUCAGUCAAUAUGGCAACCACCGAAGAGCCGAAGGGAGAGGUUCCUGUUGAUGUUUCCGCAGCCGAGAAGAAUGUCAACGACGGGGAAACAGCCCCGGAGAUUCCUGCCAUCAGCGAUGAUCUCCAGCAAGGUGUUCGCGAUGUCGCGGCGAUUACCAGGACUUGGUCUAAGUGGUCUUUAGCCGGUGUUUUUAUCAACAUUUGGCUGCUUUACUUUGUCAAUGCAUUCCAGAGCAAUGUCGUCAACAACCUGAUUCCGUAUCUUACCAGCGACUGGCAGUCUCAUUCCCUCCUUACCUCAAUUUACGUCGUCUCGGGUGCUAUUACUGCAGCAUGCUACAUCCCCAUUGGGAAAAUCAUGGAUGUUUGGGGGCGUGCAGAGGGAUUUCUUCUGAUGACUAUUGUUGCCACGAUGGGCCUGGUCAUGAUGGCUGCGACCCACAAUCUCGCAACAUUCUGUGCCGGUUAUGUUUUCUACAGCCUUGGCUUCGGCGGCAUGACCUACUGUGUCGACUUGCUUACUGCUGACGCCUCGCAAUUGAAAGACCGUGGUCUUGCAUACGCCUUCACUUCAUCCCCUUAUGUUAUUACAGCCUUUGGUGGCUCGAAGGCUUCCAACGAGAUUCUCAAUGGAAUGGGUAUGCGUUGGGGUAUCGGGAUCUUCGCCAUCAUUUUCCCCAUCGUUGCUUCGCCCCUGUACUGCAUCUUGAAGUACAACCUCCAUUUAGCGAAGAAGCAAGGUCUUCUCGCUAGACAGAAGAGCAACCGCGCCGUUUUCCAGAGCAUUUGGUUUUAUACUGUUGAGUUCGAUGCUUUGGGUGUUCUCUUGUUCUCGGCCGGUCUUGUUGUCUUCUUCCUCGCAUUUGACAUUGCUGGAAGCGCCCCUGAUACCUGGGGUACCCCUUAUAUCAUCGCGAUGCUUGUUGUCGGUUUUGUGAUGCUCUUUUUCUUUGUCGCUUACGAAUACUUCUUCGCGCCCAAGCCGCUGUUUGGACAAGCGUAUCUGUGGAAUCGUACUGUGAUCGGUGCCUGUGCUCUUGACUUCACCUACCAGCUUUGCUAUUACUGCUGGAAUUACUACUUCACAUCUUUCUUGCAGGUUGUGAAUGAUCUCACGGUCGCAGAAGCCGGGUACGUUAGCAGCACCUUCGACAUCGUCUCUAGUGUUCUCCUGAUCGCUGUUGGCCUUUUGAUCCGCUACACUGGUCGCUUCAAGUGGCUUCUUUGGAUUGGUGUUCCUCUGUACAUCUUCGCCCAGGGUCUGAUGAUUUACUUCCGUCGCCCUAACCAGUCUGUUGGGUACCUCAUCAUGUGCCAGGUUUUUAUUUCCAUUGGUGGGAGUGUUUUCAUCAUUUGCGAGCAGCUCGCUAUUUUGGCUGCAGUCGAUCAGCAGUACUUCGCCAUGGCCCUCGGCUUGCUCAACUCUGUCGGUACUGUCGGUGACGCUGUCGGCGCCACUAUCUCUGGUGUCAUUUGGCAGAACACCUUCCCCAAGGCUCUCAAGAUGUAUCUUCCAGCCUCGGCGAUGGCAGCGUUUGAUGAUAUUUACGAAGACCUCGAUACUCAACUGAAAUACCCCGUUGGAAGCAGAACUAGAGUUGCCAUUCAACAAGCCUACGCCUAUGCACAGACCCGCAUGUUGGCUGUCGGUACUGGCGUAAUGGUUCUGUGUUUUGUCUGGGUGUUGAUGAUCAAGAACUUCAACUUGAAGGACAAGCCUCAGGUGGGAGGUAUUGUUUUUUAA